ACCCCACUUGGUUUACUAAUUACAUUAUUAUUAUAAUUUCUAUUUCUAUCAUCAUUUGUGAAUUGUGAUCAAGAAAUAAGACAUAUUGAUCAAAGCUUAAUCAGGUUAUGGACUUGUGGUCUCAAUCUGCAGCUACUUGAUUAAGAUCCCAAAAGGCAGUUUUUGCAGUUCUGGUUAACAUUUCUAGAUCAUGGGUUCUAAUGUAACGGCUGCAGACACUCUCUCCGGGGCAAUUUUGACAACACUCGAGACCAUUCAAGCCACCAAAUCCAUGCACAUUCAAAAAGAAAAUUUUAAGAAACUUUCGUCAUACUUGGAGAAAACAAAUUUCAUUUUACAAGAACUGACAAAAGUUGAUAUCAAUGAAUCUGGGAGCUUAAAAACCGCCAUUGACGCCCUUUCUAGACAUGUUUCAGAAGUUAAAACACUUUCUCUAGAGUGCUGCAACAGGAACAAAAUAUAUCUUUUGCUCAAUUCCAAAAAAAUCAUAACAAGCUUGGAAAACCACACGAGAGAGAUCGGUGGUGAUCUAGACGUUCUUGCUCCUUUAGUUUCCUUCAAUGGGAUCAGUCAAGAAGCUAUGAAGCUGUCAAACAUAAUGUUGGAUGCAAAGUAUCUAGAAACAUCCAAAGAAGUGGAAAUUAAAGAGAAAAUCGAGUCAGGAAUCAGAGAACGAAAGGUUGAUAGAUCGUAUUCAAAUAGCUUGCUUAUUUUGAUUGCAGAUGCUAUUGGGAUAUCGACCGAGCAGUCAGUCUUGAGAAAAGAGUAUGAAGAGUUCAAACAUGAGAUGGAAAAUAUUGAGCAUACAGAAGAUGUUGCAGAAGCUGUACAGAUUGAACAGAUUGUUGGAUUAUUAGGAAAAGCUGAUAUCAUAGCAACAACAGAAGAGCGAGAAACAAAGUACUUUAGUAAACGGAAUUCAUUAGGAAGACAACCAUUAGAACCUCUUCAAUCAUUUUACUGCCCGAUAACUGGAGAUGUGAUGGAAGAUCCAGUGGAAACGCCAUCAGGGCAUAGUUUUGAGAGGUCUGCAAUAGAGAGAUGGUUAGCUGGAGAAAACAGUUUAUGUCCAAUAACCAAAACUCCAUUAAAGCCAUCCUCUUUAAGGACUAAUAAGACACUUCGUCAAUCGAUAGAAGAAUGGAGAGACAGAAACACCAUGAUUUUCAUUGGUUCUAUGAAGUCCAGUAUUCUUUCUAAUGAAGAGGAAGAAGUAAUUGUCUCAUUGGGCAAAUUGCAAGAUUUAUGCUUAGAAAGAGACCUUCAUCAAGAAUGGGUGAUGAUAGAGGGAUACUUGCCUGUUCUUGUUUCUCUUCUUUCUACCAAGAAUUUCAAAAUCAGAUCACAUGUUCUCAUCAUUCUCCGCAUACUUGCAACAGACCACGAUGACAGGAAGGAAAGCAUUGCAGAAACGGAAGAUGCCAUUAAAUUAAUCGUGUGUUCCCUUGCACGAAAGAUUGAAGAAAGUAAAUUGGCAUUGCAAUUGCUUAUUGAAUUAUCAGAAAAUGAUUUAGCAAGAAACGUUAUUGGGAGUAGUCAAGGUUGUAUACUUCUUCUUGUGACCAUAACGGGUAGUGAUGAUCCUCAAGCUGCCAAUGAUGCCAAACAACUUCUGGAAAAACUUUCCUUUCUUGAGCAGAAUAUUGUACAGAUGGCCAAGGCUAACUAUUUUGGACCUUUACUUCACCUUCUUUCUUCAGGGUCUGAAAGUGUUCGACGGGUGAUGGCUGAGACGUUAUCAGAACUUGAGAUGACUGAUCAUGGAAAGCUUAUGGUUUGUGAGAGUGGCGCGGUAGAGUCCCUUAUAGCCAUGCUCUGUAACAUUGAUAUAGGUAUGAAAAAGGCAGCCAUUUUAGCUCUCGAGAAACUCUCAGAUGUGCCAGAAAAUGGAUUAAAAAUGAUCAAAACUAAUGCACCAGAGAUCUUGUUUGGAAUACUCUUCCGUGAGAGCUUGUCCAUCCCGAGCCUCAUUGAAAAGGUUGUAGCCACUAUUAUGAAUCUGGCAUUGUCAUUAACUUUCCUUGAAUCUGAUCACGGUGAUAUUCCUUUUCUGGAAUCUGAAGAAGAUGUUUUCAAGUUAUUUUCUGUCAUCUCAUUAAGUGGGCCAAAUGUUCAACAGAAUGUUCUUCGAACAUUUCUUGCAAUUUGUCAAUCUCAUUUUGGUUUAAACAUAAGGAAAACGUUACGAAAGAUUUCAUCUGUCCAAGUACUGGUUCAGUUAUGUGAACAAGAAAAUCAAACUGUUCGAUUAAAUGCUGUGAAGCUCUUUUGCAUACUAACAAAAGAUAGGGAUGAUGAAACUUUUGUGGAACACGUUGGGUCUAAAUGUGUUGAAACUUUACUUAGAAUCAUAAAAACUUCCGAUAACGUUGAAGAGGGUGUUGCUGCAAUGGAAAUCAUCUCUAACCUUCCAAGAACCCCUCUGAUGACUCAACGGAUUCUUGAUGCUGGAGCACUUCAAGUGAUCAUUUCCAUCCUCUCUAAUCACUUUCAGAAACCCGAGCCCAUGAUAGAAAGUGCUUCUGGUGCUCUCUGUCGAUUCACUGUUUCAACAAAUCAAGAAUUACAAAAACAGGUUGCAGAAUCUGGGAUUAUCCAGAUCAUCAUACGCUUGCUGGACACGGGAAGUGCUUUGACCAAACAGAAUGUAGCAAUUUCACUUGGGCAAUUUUCAGAGAGUUCCAAUAGCUUAAGCAGGCCCGUGGAACUAAAAUCAAGUUUUUUUAGUUGUUGCUUUGUAUCAUUUGAUACAUGUUGUCCAGUCCACUCGGGGAUCUGUACAAUCGAGUCCUCAUUUUGUCUUAUUGAAGCUAAUGCCAUGAAUCCGCUUGCAAGAUUGCUUGAUGAACCAGAUUUUGGAGUCUGCGAAGCUUCUCUCGAUGCACUUUUAACUUUAAUCAACGAGGAGCAACUGCAGAAGGGUAGUAAGGUGUUGGAAGGUGGUGAUGUGAUUAUGAAAAUGGUGAAGUUGUUGAGUUCACCGUGUGUAAGGUUGCAGGAGAAAGCUUUGGUGGCGUUGGAGAGGAUAUUCAGGUUGCCGGAAUAUAAACAGAAGUAUAAAGCAUCUGGACAGAUGCCGUUAGUUGAGAUUACACAAAGAGGAAGUAACAGUAUGAAAUCUGUUGCUGCUAAGAUUUUGGCUCAUUUAAAUGUUCUUCAUGAACAAUCAUCUUUUUUCUGAUAGCUCAUUGUUUCUUUCUUUUCAAUAUGUGUAAAUUCAAAAUUAUUCAUUGUAUUUAAUACAAAAAUGUGACUCUUACUUUGAA
Molecule: messenger RNA, 3266 nt
Organism: Erigeron canadensis
Lineage: Eukaryota; Viridiplantae; Streptophyta; Magnoliopsida; Asterales; Asteraceae
Product: U-box domain-containing protein 44-like
Exons: 5
Coding region: 191-3181 (996 amino acids)
Biological process (GO): protein ubiquitination
Molecular function (GO): ubiquitin-protein transferase activity; protein binding
Source: RefSeq, a predicted model, not a curated record